Messenger RNA from Zea mays, 1039 nucleotides. RefSeq names its product putative ubiquitin-conjugating enzyme family. The record is from RefSeq and is a predicted model, not a curated record. The transcript has 6 exons. Bases 179 to 631 code for a protein of 150 amino acids. Lineage: Eukaryota; Viridiplantae; Streptophyta; Magnoliopsida; Poales; Poaceae.
AUGUUUUGUAUUCCGGAGUUACCCCCGGGCUACCUUGCAUAUUCAGUUAUCGGUUCACGACGCACCAACCGAGGCCACAGGCCACCACCAUUCCUUCCUUGUUCCUUCCCCAGCUCCGCAGGCUGCUCAUCGCCCUCCCUCCGCGCCCCCGAUCCAGAUCCAGAUCCAGGGGCUUGUCAUGGCAUCCAAACGUAUCCUCAAGGAAUUAAAGGACUUGCAAAAGGACCCUCCAACAUCAUGCAGUGCAGGUCCUGCUGGUGAGGAUAUGUUCCACUGGCAGGCAACCAUCAUGGGUCCUCCUGAUAGUCCAUAUGCUGGAGGUGUUUUCUUGGUGAACAUUCAUUUCCCGCCAGACUACCCCUUCAAGCCUCCAAAGGUAUCUUUUAAGACGAAGGUCUUCCAUCCAAACAUCAAUAGUAAUGGAAGCAUAUGUCUUGACAUUCUUAAGGAGCAGUGGAGCCCUGCUUUGACAAUCUCUAAGAAUAUCAAUUGCAAGCCAUUCUUUUCGUUCAAAAUUUACACGUCCAAAACAUACCAGAGAAACUAUCAUAUGUACUUAGGCUUUGGACACCUUUCGAGUACAGGACUGCGAAACAAUAGUUUUGCUUUCUAUCUGCUCCCUGCUUACUGAUCCCAACCCAGACGACCCUCUUGUCCCUGAGAUUGCUCACAUGUACAAGACGGAUCGGCCUAAGUACGAGGCGACAGCCCGCAGCUGGACCCAGAAGUACGCCAUGGGAUGAAAUGUUCGGCGUUACUGGCUAAAUGCAGACGAUUGUGGUGUUGCCCAUGAAACUGUUAUCGGGGACGUAUGUUCUUCUGUUCCUUGUGCAUUCUCCGAUCCAUCUCUAGGAUCCGAGUUCUAGUCCAACAUUAACCUACCAUUGCCUUGGGUAAUGAGAUGACUUGUGCUUGCUGUGGUAACUAUGCUAGUGUUGAUGUUAAUGAUUCUCAUUGAGGGCUUGUUCAGGGAUUGGAGGGUUUAGGGGAUUUUGACUUAUUGGCGAGCUCUGCUGCCAGUCUAUAUCUACUAUUAUUA